AUGUAUAAUGUAUCAGAUGAAGGUAGCUUUCAGAAAAACCGUUUUGGAGGAGCUUCCCUAGUGAAUAUCAAAUUGGAUGGUCUCAUGGGUAGAAUGUUAGAGAUGACUAAAGUACUUAGCCUUAACUCACCCACCACUUUAAUGACAGUCACUAAUGAAAAUUUGGAAGAAUUUCAUGAAAAAAUCCCAAUAAAAAGUGGAGACAAAUUGGAAAUGUUUGAGCAAUGGCUAAGCUUGAAAGAGGAAAAUUAUAAGAUAAUGGUUGUGGAGCUUACUCGUAUUGGAGGAUCGGGCCUAGCGCAAUCAGUAAGAAAAUUUUUACACCGGACAUUAAGUAAUGAAACAGCUGGAAACUACUCCUGGGAUGGAGCAAAACAAAAGCGAGCAUUAAGAAAUUUACGUUUGGCAAAGGGUAUUGUAGACAACGAACCUGAUGAUGAGGAUGAUGCUGAUGAUUAUAGUUCCGAUGAUGAGGCAGAUGACACCAUGGAUGUGGGCGUGGAUAGCAAGGAGCAGCAGCAGGAGAGUGAUGGCGUCGAAGCGCCAGACAACGAUGAUGUCUUUAUUGAUGGAUUACCAAAUUAA
Ceutorhynchus assimilis (cabbage seed weevil) is the source of this 585-nucleotide messenger RNA. The record is from the annotation of a GenBank genome assembly. Lineage: Eukaryota; Metazoa; Arthropoda; Insecta; Coleoptera; Curculionidae.